This is a messenger RNA of Mangifera indica (mango), 1413 nucleotides long. RefSeq names its product oxysterol-binding protein-related protein 4C-like. Bases 180 to 1322 code for a protein of 380 amino acids. The transcript has 6 exons. Gene Ontology annotation, cellular component: membrane; intracellular membrane-bounded organelle; cytosol. The record is from RefSeq and is a predicted model, not a curated record. NCBI's taxonomy places the organism in Eukaryota, Viridiplantae, Streptophyta, Magnoliopsida, Sapindales, Anacardiaceae. Gene Ontology annotation, molecular function: sterol binding.
CCCCUCUCUCUCUCUUCUCCUUCAGUCUUCUCAUUUAUAUAUAACAGUACACUUUUCUUAAAACCGUAUCUCUGGUAACAACAAAGAAACACGUAUUAUCGAAAUCUUAAAAGCAGACUGCCCGAAGCGCUAUUUCAAAAUCCAUUUUUCAAGAAGCAGUAUCAAACUCUUAUCCUGAAAUGGGUAAAUAUGUGAAAAAGGUGGUCCUUACAAAGCCAUUAAUGUUCGAAGGAGAAUCCUGCGGUGAUUACAAUACUCCAAAUCUUUUACAACGCAUUCUAAGUCUUUUUAAAACUGUACGACCAGGAGCUGAUCUCACACACUUCCAGUUGCCAGCAACCUUCAACAUUCCGAAGUCACAACUCCAAUUUUACGGCGAGUCAGUGUACUGCUUUAGUAAAGAUUUAUUGAGCAUUUGCAACAACUGUGACAACCCACUGGACAGAUUCACAUCUGUCGUGGCUUGGAGCAUUUCCACCACACGCCCUCUCAUUUUUGGCUCUGCUCCUUACAAUCCCAUUCUUGGAGAGACUCACCACGUUUCUAGUGGCAACCUCAAUGUUCUAUUGGAGCAGGUGUCACAUCAUCCACCCGUAACUGGUCUCCAUGCAACCAAUGAAAAGGAAAAUAUUGAAAUUAUUUGGUGUCAACAGCCUGUUGCCAAAUUCUAUGGUAUAGGUACUUCAGUGGAAGCCGAGGUUCAUGGCAAAAGGCAGUUAAAGCUACAUAAAUACAAAGAAACUUACGAAAUGAACUCACCAAAUCUGUUGGUCAGAUUUAUUCCGGUGCCCGGGACUGAAUGGGUUGGCAACGUUAGAAUCAAAUGCCAAGAAAAUGGCCUCGAAGCUGAAUUAUGCUUCAGAGGUAGAUCUUUACUAGGGCGAAGAGGAAGAGCUAUUAAAGGAAGAAUUUAUGAAUCAUUAUCAAUGAAAACUCUUUAUGAGAUCGAUGGCCACUGGGACAGAACUGUCUCAGUGAAAGACAUGCAAAAUGGGAAACGAAAAGUUAUAUUCGAUGCAAAAGAAGUUCUUUAUGGGCUCAAAACUCCUGUUGUCAAGGAUUCUCAAGCAGUGUGGGCAAGCGAAUCAGCGGCAGUGUGGACUGAAGUUAGCCAAGGCAUAUUGAAUGAGGAAUGGGAGAAAGCUAGAGACGCAAAGAAAGCUAUUGAGGAAGAGCAAAGGAAAUUGUUGAGCGAAAGAGAAUCAGUUGGAGAAUCCUGGCUUCCAAAGCAUUUUAAUGUUACACAGAGCAGGGAAAGGGGUUGGGACUGUUCACCUAUUCAGGAAACAGUACCACCAGCUCCAAUUGUCGUCCCUCUUUGAAUUUGAUCCACAAUCCAAUUGUGACUCUACAACAAAACAAAUUAUCUUAAAAUAAUUAUUAUUUAUGUUAAAAUUUUUAAUAUGUUUAAAA